AGUGUUCAACAUUUCCUUGAUUUGAUUUGUUGGGUUUUGUUCCUUAGAACUGAGUUUAUUCAUUAAAAAACAUAACAAAGCAUAAAAAGUAAGAAUGGGAAAACCCUGAUAAGUACAGAAAGAAAAUACUUAAAAUGUCCCAGGAAUUCCUAGAUUAGUCACAUUAAUGUAACAAAAGAAAGGAAAUGAUUAAUACAGGGUCAAAUAUUUGAACCAUCGUUAGAAUUUUAAACAUGCUUUAUAAAGCAUGUUUCAGUCACUUGAAAUGUUGUUAUGCAAAUUGGUUUUUGGUUUUUUUUUACAAUGAAUUUAUGCCUGCUAAGGUAUAGGACACCUUCAAUAUUAAUGAGGAUAAAAGUCCAAAAAUUAUUUUUAAAAUUUUUUUGAAAGAUAAAAAUUAUAAAAGCCCCAGCUGGAUUUGAACCCAUGACUUACAGGUUUGUACUAAAUGCUCUAACCCAUUGCGCUAUGCUGUUAGGUAACAAUUUUUGAAAAGAAGAACAAUUAUGAAUUUAUACUUGAUUUUGUUGUUUAUUUUAAUCGGAAGUAUGUCAUAAUAUGGAGGUGUCCCAUACCACCUUAAAUCAAUGUAACUAUUGUGCAGUGACUUUCCCCUGAGUUUUGGAUGUUGGUGAUGAAAAAGUUUUAGAAAAUGAAAUAAGAGAGUGAGAUAAAUGCUAAAUUUGCUAUAUACCCCAACUUGAUGUUUUUGACAAAAACAGUUUGUAAGAAUAGAAAUUGUAUACCUGGUACUUGUAUUUAAAAGAAAAAGUACACUUCUAGGGUUUUAUCAAAGUAAUAUUAUUUACAAACACAAAACAGGAAGCAAUGACAAAUAUCAUGGCUGUGUUUACUUAUGUUGAUAAGGAUAUCUGGUUACAAUCAGGUUAAAACAGAUUUUGCAUAAAGAAAAAAAAUAAGGAAGUACGGAGUUAUGCUGUUAAAGUGUUUGUAGUAGAAGGAGGAGUCUGAUAGGCUGUAAGGUGCUCUGUGAUUUGACAAAGUGUGCUGCCGAAUCUUCCAACAUCAAACAAAUUAUUGGAUCCAAACUGAUUGAGGAUGUCGGUUGACGGAGGAGACAGCAAGAAAAACGUCAAGAAGACCCCGAAUGACUUCAUAUUUGGAAAAGUCAUCGGUGAAGGAUCUUACUCAACAGUAUAUUUGGCAAAAGAAGUAGAUAGCAGUACAGAAUAUGCCAUCAAGGUGCUGGAGAAGCGACACAUCAUGCGGGAGAGGAAGACGCAGUAUGUGAUGAGGGAGAAGGAGGUAUUGAUGAAGCUGAACCACCCCUUCUUCAUCCGUCUCUUCUACACCUUCCAGGACACAGACAGACUCUAUUUUGUGUUGAGUUAUGCAAGGAGAGGAGAGCUAUUGGAUUACAUCCACAGGUUGUCCUCUUUUGAUGAACCAUGCACAAAGUGGUACACAGCAGAGAUUGUUGCAGCAUUAGAAUACCUACACUCCAAAGGAAUCAUACACAGAGAUUUAAAACCAGAGAACAUUCUUCUUAAUGAUGAAAUGCACAUACAGAUAACCGACUUUGGCAGUGCUAAGAUCCUGAAGGAUGUCAAAGGAGAAGAAGAAGCCCCCGUCAGUGGGCGGACCACUUCCUUUGUAGGCACAGCUCAGUAUGUGUCUCCAGAGAUCCUUACAAGUAAAAAGGCUUACUACAGUUCAGACCUGUGGGCAUUAGGUUGUAUUGUGUAUCAACUGAUGUCUGGACUGCCCCCGUUCAGAGGAGGACAUGAAUAUCAGAUAUUCCAAAAAAUAACCAAAUUGGAGUAUGAGUUUCCGGAUGGAUUUAGUGUAGUUGCACAGGACUUGGUGGAAAAACUCUUGGUGCUGGAUCCAGAGCAGCGAUUGGGUUGUGAGGAGAUGGGCGGAUUUGAGAAACUAAAAUCCCAUCCGUUUUAUGAGGGAAUUGACUUUGAACAUAUUCACGAGCAAAAACCCCCUCCCCUCAUUCCCUUUCUUCCUGCUACCUCUACAAACCCAGAAAAUAUCUGGAGCAAUUACAGGCAGCCUGGGUUUGAUGAUGCAAGAAUGGUGGAAAUAAUAACUCAAACAGUAAUAACUGAUGAUGAGAGAAAGAAACGACUGGAUGACCAGAAACAGACGAAUAAAUACCACAAGUUUGUGGAGAACAACCUGAUUCUGAAGCAAGGAUUCGUUGACAAACGCAAGGGACUAUUUGCCCGCAAAAGAAUGUUGCUAUUAACGGAGGGACCCCACUUGUACUAUGUGGAUCCAGUUAACCAGGUCUUAAAAGGACAAAUACCAUGGUCAGAAGAAUUGAGACCAGAAGCAAAGAAUUUUAAAACCUUUUUUGUUCAUACGCCAAAUCGUACGUACUAUCUGGAGGACCGAGAGUCUCGAUCUGAGGAAUGGGUCGCCAAAAUCUCAGAGGUGUGGCAGCAAUACUAUGGCAACAGAAACAACAAGAAGUGAUUGACGGAUUAAUCCAGCCACUCGCAAGAGGACGUGGUUUAUAUUGACAAGUUAUUUCAUUGGAUGUGUUUUAUCCGGAUAUUGUAAUUGAUAUGUCCCAAGAACUGACCACUGCCAACAAGUGCCCCCUCAGUGUGUGGGAGGAGUGUAGUGUGGGACACAAGACACAAAGAGUGGACCUGCAGCAGUCCUCCAUCUGUAGACCUGUAGCAGUCCCCUGUAGCCAAACAACUAGGAGCCAGACAGAUACUUUCUCCCCAAUGAGGACAAAUAUACUCAUUCCAGGGUAUUGAGUUUUCCUGUAGAUUUUUAUCAGAGAUUCGAGUGACUGUGUUAAGAAAUGCUGGGGUAGUUGUUUUUAAUAUAUGCAUGAAUUACAUAUGUCUAUCAUUUAUUUAUUGAUCAAUAUAAAGUACUAAUGAACUUCGGAAAGCUUGUUAAAAGUCAAUGCAACUUUUUAAAAUACCAUGAAUAUGACCAUUCUCCCAAGGAUUACGGGUUGGGAAUGUUGUGUUCCUAUACAUGUAAUGCACAUCAAAACUUCAAUAUAACCAACCCUAUAGGGAAUUUGCAGCGAUAUUGAAUAUUAUUUAUUUAUGUCCCAGCAAAUUCAUAUGGAAAAUUGUCAUACAUUGUACUACAUGAAUUGUUUAAUUUACUCUUCCUGUAAAACUGAAUUGUCCUAUUGGGAGAUUGGUCUGCCCCUGUGUGCAGUUUUUUUAUGCUUCUAUAUGGUGCAGGACCAUUAUCUGAUACGUAUCUGAAAAAGGUUGGUCCUACUGAUGUACAAAGAUCAGGACAACAGCCUUCCAGUAUCACAGGACAACAGCCUUCCAGUAUCAUUGAAACAAGAUAACAACAAUAUACCCAAACUUUCUGUAGAAAAACAUUUGGUUAUAAUGAUAUUUCAUGAAAAUUAAUAAUUAAACAUUCUAUACAUAUAAACAGUUUAGGAUGCUGGAACUUGUGUAGAAUGAAUGGAAUGAUAUGUUUGGUUAAUUGUACAGAAUUACAUUAUGUUGAAUGAUGGGUAUUCAGUCCUUUAUUUCUUGUCAAAUUGUGCGAGAUGUUAUGUUUUUCUGCUAUGCAUGAAAAACGUUGAUAAUGGAUGCAUGUUCAUGUGUACACAUGUAUUUACAGUCUUUACAAAUAUUUCCAUGAUCUUGUUUUUUAAAAGAAAAAAUUAUUCUGCUUUCAAAGGAAUCAAGUUUGCUUGAAAAGAAAAAAAAUAUUUAUUGUGCAUUCCCUGAUAUGAAAGAAAUAAUAAUUAAAAAGAGUGUAAAAACUGGAGAAACCGCAUCAAGGAUAAUAAAUUUUGUAUAUAGCUUUAUUCCAAAGAUUCAAAGUGGGGUAUUGUGUUUAUUUCAUUGAGCUUAAAUGGUUUUGUAUUAAUUUUGUCAUGAUAACAGAGUUAUGUCAUGUAGAGAUCUAAAUUGUUAGCAUGGAUUGUGAUCACAGAUUUAAUGAUCAGUCUUUGAUUAAGCAGUAUUUAUAGAAACUUCUUCAGAAUUGUCGAAGAUUGAUCAUGAUUCACAGAAUGGGAGGUGCACUGUUGAUUCCAACAAACCAAUACUGACUGAGUGAAGCCGUUGCAUGAUUGGUGGAUGUUCUACAUCAUUAGAGUUUCUGUGAACUGUGUGUUAGAGAGCUUCCUAGAACUAAUAACAGUUACACUGUAUCUUACUGCAUUAUUUAUUGAAUUUUUCAACAACAAAAAAGAAUUUAUCGACUUGUUUCAAUUAAUAUUUAAACUGUGAUAUUAUAUAUGUACAUGUAUGAAUAUACUGAACUUAUUUCCUCUAACAAAUAAAUUGUUAUUAGAUGUU
Molecule: messenger RNA, 4274 nt
Organism: Magallana angulata
Lineage: Eukaryota; Metazoa; Mollusca; Bivalvia; Ostreida; Ostreidae
Product: 3-phosphoinositide-dependent protein kinase 1-like
Exons: 14
Coding region: 1060-2448 (462 amino acids)
Biological process (GO): intracellular signal transduction; peptidyl-serine phosphorylation
Molecular function (GO): ATP binding; protein serine/threonine kinase activity
Source: RefSeq, a predicted model, not a curated record